AUGCGCCUCAUCAAUACUACCACUCUGGAAUUGCACACGUUCUACAACCGCACCAUCCCACGCUAUGCAACUCUGUCACAUUGCUGGGCUGAAGACGAGGUCUCGCUCGAAGACUUCAACGCCGGCGCCCGCGACAAAGCCGGAAUACGAUCUGGAUUGGCCUGGGUUGACACAUGCUGUAUCGACAAAAGCAGUAGCGCGGAGCUGUCGGAAUCAAUCAACUCAAUGUACGUAUGGUACCAGAAAUCUGUGGCCUCCUAUGUCUUCUUAGAAGAUGUGGAUAUCGAGGGCGCUGGCUGGAUGCAAGACUUCGCCGACGCUCGCUGGUUCACACGAGGCUGGACUCUCCAGGAGCCACUUGCGCCGUUAUCGGUCCGAUUCUUUGACAAGAAUCUGCAGUUCAUAGACACCAGAGAGGGUCUUGCUAAAGAUAUCUCUCGCAUCACUCGGAUUCCGGAGACUUUGCUAUGCGGUAUGUGGAGCGAGUAUCGAACGACGAGCGUUGCAUGUCGUAUGAGUUGGGCUUCCCAUUGGCAAACGACCCGAGAAGAAGACAUGGCUUAUUGUCUUCUUGGCCUUUUCGACGUCAACAUGCCCCUGCUCUACGGAGAAGGCAAGAAAGCUUUCCGACGCUUGCAGGAACACAUCAUCAGCUCCUCAACAGACGACUCCGUCUUCGCAUGGAUAUCUAGCGAGGCCAGCGACGAAGUCAUCCAUGGUGAUGGUCUUCUUGCAUGCGCUCCCAAAGACUUCGCUCACUCCGGCAACAUCGUCUCCCUCGUUUCAACCGCGCGGCCCCCAACGACCGUGACAAACAAAGGCGUUCAAGUCCACUAUGCCAUAACAGGAAAACACGACCUGCGCCUUACUCUUUAG
This is a messenger RNA of Zasmidium cellare ATCC 36951, 876 nucleotides long. RefSeq lists its product as uncharacterized. The transcript has 3 exons. The record is from RefSeq and is a predicted model, not a curated record. The coding region runs from base 1 to 876 and encodes 291 amino acids. NCBI's taxonomy places the organism in Eukaryota, Fungi, Ascomycota, Dothideomycetes, Mycosphaerellales, Mycosphaerellaceae.